AUGGAAAGACGGUUUUCUCUCACCACUAAUCACACACCAUAUAAAAGGGGUUUUGACGGUUCAAUUUCUCUAACUGCAAACACAAUUUUCAAAGCCUCAAAGCAAAAGCCCCUAAAAGCUCUUUAUUGUUCAUCGUCUUCCUCAAACACUUCAAUGGAAGGAUCAUCUGAGCACAUCUCAUUCGCUGACCAAUCUGCCUCUAUCAUCAUGCUCGCUGUAAAGCAUGGCCAAAACAUGAUCUUAGAUCUCGAUCCCUUGCGCUAUAAUGAAUUUCUCCGACCGAUUAUUGAAUAUCUCAAGUUCUCGCCACUGUCCCAAGCAUUAACCAUGGUAGAAUCUGUUCAUCUCUCCAAGACUUACUUAUCAGCAAUCUACAACAAGGCAGAUGAUAUCAUCCACUUCGAGGUUGCAUCUCACAAGACCUAG
Molecule: messenger RNA, 426 nt
Organism: Lactuca saligna
Lineage: Eukaryota; Viridiplantae; Streptophyta; Magnoliopsida; Asterales; Asteraceae
Source: the annotation of a GenBank genome assembly